UUCUGGAAAUCUUGACGGGGUUUGUUUACACCGUUUCUGUGCAACAAGUGCUCAAGAAUUACCUCUAAAUUGCCGGUUUCUUCUCGCUGAAAGUGUUUCGUAAUAGUUGCAAGUGUCAUAAAUAUUAAACGUUUCCCUGAAAAAAAUGGCCAGUAAUCUAACGGAGGACGACCAAUCUGUUGUCAUCGCCCACGUCGCCCGGGAGAUUCGCAAAUCACGGCUACAUUUCCAGCUGAAAAGAGCAGCGCAGGUCCAGGCAGCAAAACCCAGCAUCAGAUUGUCUGACUUACAGGAUCAAGUAAUUCAAGGCAUACAGGAAUCGGGCUGGGAGCGGAGACUACACAAUGCGGUGUACAGGCAAUUGAUGUUAUACCCCAAACCAACCCAUCCGAAUACCCCGAUUGACAACACCAAGGAACCUCUUGCCUACAUCAGGAGAGCUCAGUCGACCUGGGAGAAGCGGAUCUUAAAGAGUUUAAACAGCAUGUGUACAGAGCUUUCAGUGCCCCUAGCCAGAAAGAGACCCUUAGCGGAGCAGAAAGAUUUAAAAGCAAGAUGGAAUGAGCUUGGAGCUGAGGAACCAGAUUUAAGUGCCUUCAGGCCCGUGUACGCCCCCAAGGACUUCCUGGACAUGCUGAUCACGCUCAAGAAUCCCAACUGUUCCCCAGGGCUCCAUGUUGGGACCCUUCAUGGCUGGGGGUUGAUCCAGCUGCCACUCAAAGUCAGCAGUCUGGAUGAUCUGAGAGAGGAAUUCCACGAGCUGUCUUCAGUUUCGCAGCAGACUGGUGUUGAUGACCAUGCGGAUACAUCGUCAGAGGUGUUUGACAACGAGCGGAUGCGACUGGGUAGGCGUGUCCUACAGGCUAACCACUCCCCCCUUGCCCAGCAGUACGCUAAGAAGGGAUGCCCAGGGGGUCUACGGGCUGAGCUAUGGGCGAGCAUGCUGGGCGUAGCCACGGAUGAUAUUGUGAGUACCCCAGAUUAUUUUAUUCUAUACAGAAGGGUCAUUCCAUGGUGA
Messenger RNA from Asterias rubens (European starfish), 1018 nucleotides. Its product is annotated as TBC1 domain family member 19-like. The transcript has 9 exons. Lineage: Eukaryota; Metazoa; Echinodermata; Asteroidea; Forcipulatida; Asteriidae. The record is from RefSeq and is a predicted model, not a curated record. The coding region runs from base 146 to 1018 and encodes 290 amino acids.